Messenger RNA from Megalobrama amblycephala (Wuchang bream), 1042 nucleotides. Its product is annotated as cyclin-dependent kinase 2-associated protein 1. The transcript is spliced from 4 exons. The record is from RefSeq and is a predicted model, not a curated record. Lineage: Eukaryota; Metazoa; Chordata; Actinopteri; Cypriniformes; Xenocyprididae. Gene Ontology annotation, cellular component: cytoplasm; nucleus. Bases 128 to 469 code for a protein of 113 amino acids.
UGUCAUGAGGAGUGACGCGGCCAUAUUUGCCGGUGCUGCUCCGCUGUAAACAAAAAGUGUCUGUGAGACGGACGCUCCGCUGAUUUUAGGGACAAUUUUAUUUCUCUCAUUUAUUAUCUCUUCAGGUAUGUCUUACAAACCCAAUCCCCAUCAACACCUUCCGGGAACUUCUGGGAACCAAGGAAACAUUCCUUCUCCAUCUUCCAUGGCAACAAUACAGUCAUAUAAGCCAAUUCUUAAUGACUUCGGACCACCGUCACUGGGAUUCCCACAGGGUCCAAAUGGAAACCAAGUACCUCAGAGUAAAUAUGCUGAACUCCUCGCCAUCAUUGAAGAACUUGGGAAAGAAAUAAGGCCAACAUAUGCAGGGAGUAAAAGCGCCAUGGAGCGACUUAAAAGAGGUAUCAUUCAUGCCAGAGGGCUUGUCCGGGAGUGUCUGGCAGAGACAGAAAGAAACGCGAGAUCCUAGCGCCUCCUUCCUCAUUCUCUCCAUACGGGCUGAAAGAACUGUGUCUUCUUAUACCGUCACACGGGAAUCAUGCAUGCCUUUCCUUUGAGGGGGAUAAACAAUCAACAAGUGGAGCAUUUAUGUUACGAGUUGCGCUUUUCAUCUGUGGUUUGGAGGGAAUAAGGCACGACGCAGAGAAUAUAUCUUCUGAUUUAUAAAUGCAAGAGAUCUGGAACUGUUGCCAUUUAAGUUGUUUUUAUAUAUUUCAUUUUCUUUGACCACAUAGUAUCUUUAAGAACAAAUCAGCAAAAAUGCAUGAAAAAAGUUCCCACAUUAGAAUCUGCAUGGCUUUUACAGGUUAGACUAGGUAUGUGCUUUUAGAAAUAGGUCUCAGGAUAAUAAGGUAUUUUCUCCUCGGACACACAAUUUUCUUUUAAUCGGGGAGAUACUGAAAAGUAUUAUAGUGAUGCCAUUACUUUCGUCUUUAUUUGUAUUUAUUACCUUGUGUAAUACAAUGUAUUUUCAUGUAAAGACAAAAAAGGUCACUCUUUGGAAUUUUGUAUAACUGUCAAUAAAUAUGACAUUCAUUGUGUA